CAUUCUUUCAUCCGGAAGCAGCCGUGAACGGGUAACGCUAGUUCCGGUAAACAGUAAACAGUGAUGGCAGAGUCCAAGAACAAGAGCUUUUGCAGUGUACCUAGGUGUUCAAACUCAAAACAAAAACAACCGUAUCUUCGUUUCCAUAGUUUUCCGGCUGAUGUUGAGCAGAAGAAAAAAUGGGUGCGUGCGAUUAGGAGAGAUGAGGGGACGAACUUUGUGAUUCGGCGGGGAAGUACCUUUGUGUGUAGCAUGCAUUUCACUGCUGCAGACUACGCAGAAGGAAGCCCGCGACUGAAAGCUGGUGUUGUUCCCACUCGGUUUCAGUGGAACAGUUUUAAUGUUCCCCCUCAAAGGCCGUCAGCAUUUGAGAGAGCAAGCUCCCGGCGUGGAGUACCGUGUCCACUGGAGUCGGAGGCUGUGGAACACCCUAGCAUUUUCGCUAAUGACCAUGACUACGCAGCUCGCCCUCCUGCCGGUGCGUUGGAUGAUGCCCUGCAAUACAUUGAAGAGCUGGAGGACAGGUUGCAGAAAACAUCAAAGGGGUCAUCAAGCAUCCUGAGCAGAUUUUGUGUUUCUGAUGAGACCAUCAGGUACUACACCAGAUUUCCUUCUCAGCAAGUGUUUGAGAUUUUUUGGGAGUCCAUUGCUCCAUCUGCCACACAUCUAAUCUACUGGACAAAGGCCCAAAGAAGGGGAGAAGCAGCAAUCCCAACACCAAGCCCUGCACGGAAGAUCCACCUCCUAGAUGAAUUGUUUAUCUAUUGCCUUCGUGUCGCUGCUGGACUGAAGGAGCAGGUGAUUGCUGACAUCUGUGGAGUAAGCAUAGCUACAGUCAGCAGAAUAAUUAUUACAUGGGCAAAUUACCUGUUUUUUGUGCUGGGUUCAGUACCCAUUUGGAUGUCCAGGCAACAAGUAAUUGACUCCAUGCCAGAAAAAUUUAGACAGUACAGUCCAAAACUGAGAGUCAUACUUGACUGCACAGAAAUUCGCUGCGAGAGCGCCACCUCUCUGACACUUCACUCUGAGACCUUCUCCAACUACAAGAACACAACUACAUUUAAAGGUCUACUUGGCGUAGCGCCAUGCGGUGCAGUGACAUUCAUUUCCAGCCUCUUCACAGGUUCGAUUUCUGACAAAGAGAUCACAAGACAGUCAGGAAUCCUGGAACUGCUGGAACCAGAAGAUGAGAUCAUGGCAGACAAGGGUUUCAUCAUCGAGGAUAUGCUGGCAACUAAAGGUGCAAGACUAAUCAUCCCACCAUUCAAACAUGGAAAACAGUUCAGCAAAAAGGACUGUGAACAAACACAGGCAAUUGCCCGCCUCAGGAUCCUUGUGGAAAGAGUGAUUCGCAGGGUUAAGGAAAACCAUAUUUGGGAUUCUACUGUGCCCCUUAGCCUGGCUGGAAGCAUCAAUCAGAUCUGGCAUAAUUGCUGUUUUAUGGUGAAUUACCAGGGACCAAUGUUCCUUGAUCCAUGAGUGAAUGAUUUGAAGAAUGAACAUACAUACUUGUUCAUAUCCAUUUAAUAUUUUUUAAUCAGUUUCAUGAUGUAACAUGUUUGUCUAUGUAGCUCAAAAAGGUCCUACAUGCAAUUUAAAAAAUCAAAACUAUAAUUAUUUUUGCCCAAAACAAUGACAU
Messenger RNA from Astyanax mexicanus (Mexican tetra), 1639 nucleotides. RefSeq lists its product as uncharacterized. Lineage: Eukaryota; Metazoa; Chordata; Actinopteri; Characiformes; Acestrorhamphidae. The record is from RefSeq and is a predicted model, not a curated record. The transcript has 2 exons. Bases 64 to 1479 code for a protein of 471 amino acids.